AUGCUUCGAAAUCCUCGGUUCUGGGAACCCUUUGGAGAUCUCCAUCGCCUUCCAGACCUCAGCGCCAUCGCCGGAGCUCUGCGCCGCUGCGGCCGAUCGGGGGCCUCCAAUGGCGGCAGAUCGCUCCACUGCCUGCUGCUGAAGAAUGGGCUCUCCUGCAACACGUUCCUGGCCAACAGCCUCAUCGCCAUGUACGCCGAUCUUGGAGCUUUCUACGACGCGCAAGUUAUGUUCGAUGAAAUGCCCGAGAAGAACGUGGCCUCCUGGACCGCCUCCAUCGCCGCCCACUGCGACGCUGGAAAUCCCUCUCGAGCUCUGGGCACCUUCUCUCUCAUGCUGGCCUCUGGACCAGAGGAGGCGCCGCCCAACUCCUUCACCCUCUCCGCCGCCCUGAAGGCCUGCGCCAUGGCGGGCGAUCUUCGACUCGGCCGGCAAAUCCACGGCAGAAUCGCCGCAGCCCAUCUACCCUCCUCCGACACUGUUCUGAUGAACUCUCUGCUCGAUUUCUACGUCCACUGCGGGGAGCUCCAAGAAGCCAGGAGGAUGUUCCACGGGAUUCCCUCCCCCAACGCUGCUUCUUGGAACACAAUGAUCGGUGGGUACUUCAAGGUGGAUCGAUCAGAAGAAGCGGAGGCGAUCUUCCUCGACCUCCCGGACCCUGAUGCUGUUUCCUUCAACACCGUCAUCGCCGGCUUUGCUCAGAAGGAGAGCCCCAAGGCUCUGGAGUACCUCUGUCUCAUGCACAGAGACGGCCAUGGCUUCGACGGGUUCACCUUCCCCUGCGCUCUGAAGGCCUGCGGAGGUCUGGGAUUUGCAGAAAUGGGGAGACAGAUUCAUGGCUGCCUGGUCAAGUCCGGCCUUCGAUCCUCCCACUGCGGGUCAUCUCUGAUCCACAUGUAUUCGAGCUGCGCGGCGAUGGAAGAAGCCAUGAAAUCUUUUGCAGAGUAUGCGGACUACGGAGGGUGCGCUCGAGAUCUCCUGGCACUUUCCAACGCCAUGGUCUCCGGUUUCGUUUCUAAUGGGCUCUGCAGAUCUGCUCUCCGCCUGGUUUCCGAGCUCCACCGCAGGGGCUUCGCUCUUGAUGCCUACACUCUCUCUUCUGCGGCGAGGGCCUGCGCUGACUCGCAGGAUCCACGCUCGGGGCUGCAAGUCCACGGCUUGAUCGCCAUUAAUGGGCAUCUGUCGGAUCCAGUCAUGGGGACCCUCCUCGUGGAGCUGUACACCAGCUGCGGAGAUCUCUGGAGGGCGUUGACGGUGUUCAAUGAUCUUCCUCGCAAGGAUGUCAUCUCUUGGGGAGGGAUCAUCGCCGGCUGUGUCGGACGAGGAUCGAACCAGUUAGGGUUUUCUCUGUUCAAGAAGAUGAUGAAGAUGAAGGGCGGACAGGGAGAAGCGGUAGCAGACCAGUUCAUCCUCUCCAGCGUCCUCAAAGCCUGCGCCGGCGAAGCGGAGCUCGCCGGCGGCCGGCAGGUCCACGCCUUCACCAUCAAACUCGGGUUCGCCGGCGAAGACGCCACCGCCACCUCUCUCAUCGACAUGUACUCCAAAUGCGGCGAGGUAGACGACGCCAUCGCCAUUUUCAGAGCUCCGAUUUGCAGAGACACCGCCUGCUGGACGGCGGCCAUCGUCGGCUGCGCCAUUAACGGGAGACCCCACGAAGCUUUAGGGUUUCUGCGGGAGAUGGCGGAGCUCGGGAUGAAACCCAACGGGGUCACCUUCCUCGGUGCCCUCUCUGCUUGCCGCCAUGCAGGCCUGGUCGGAGAAGCCUGCGAUCUCUUCAGGGCCAUGGAGGAGGAGCAUCGGGUGGCGCCGUCGCCGGAGCACCGCCGUUGCUUGGUGGACAUCCUCUGCAGAGCAGGGCGAGCCGGAGAUGCCCAGAGAAUACUCGACGAAACGCCUCAUGGGGACGACGAGUACACGUGGAACUCUCUGCUAGGUGCGGUCAACGGGGCGGAGGAUAUUCAGGGUCUUGUCGGGGCCCACCUCCUUCCCGUUGACACGUCGGCGCACGUGACGUUAUCCAAUAGCUUUGCUAGAUUUGGCAGGUGGGAGGAUUCGGCCCUAGUCAAAGGCGGUCUCAGAAGGAGAGGAUCAAAGAAGGUACCCGGAAUGAGCUGGAUCGAGAUUAGAGCAUAA
Messenger RNA from Spirodela intermedia, 2133 nucleotides. Lineage: Eukaryota; Viridiplantae; Streptophyta; Magnoliopsida; Alismatales; Araceae. The record is from the annotation of a GenBank genome assembly.